CUGAGCCGGCGAGUACGGCCGAGUACCGAACAGCACACAUUUCUGCCGCCAUCGUCUUCGGCCGUCGUCGCCGCCACAUGUACAUAUGAAUGUGUGUGCGUACGAGAAGCCGACCGUCCUACUGAAUUCCAACGUUUCUUAAUCUCUCAUACGUAUUGCCGACUGUUCGAUGCUCUGGACGCGUUCCGGUUAUUUUCACUAGUGCCGUUCAUGUCUGAUAAAAAAAAAUACCAAAAUCCGUUUUAUGUGUUUGUGACGUAUGAGAAUUUUAUACUUACAGCAACGUUUUGUUCGCUCCGUUAACGACUUGCACAAGGAUAAAGAAAUACUACUGUUGAGAUUUCCUAAUAUUUUUAUUAAUCUGACAUUUAUUUUUCAACACCCUCGUCCUAGUUUUGAAGACAUUAAAUGACGAAUUGAGUUGGUCGACAUGUUGAUGCGCCAUGUCAUCCAGACAUGGCCGUACUAAACAAUACGGUCCGGAUUCGGGCGCUUACCCCAAGUUACCACCGCCCCACGGCAAUAACACUUACAAUGGACGUACGCACCAGAAUCAUCUGCUGCAGCAGCAGCAUCACCUGCAGCACAAUAACCAACAACAGCAAUAUGCGGUUGACUUACAACCAAACAUGCGCGGCACCUUGCCCCGCCAGAAUCACCACCAUCACUCGUUGCCCAGAAACGCGUGGAGCGUGGACAGACACUCGCCGGUAUCGUCGACGAACAGCUCCAACGAUAAGGGCUUUCCGGCGGCGAAUCAUCUGCACCACAAUCAACAGCAGUAUCGUCGGUCCAGACAUCGGGUGUACGGCAGUCAGCGGCAAAUCGCCAGCAAGACGCGCAGUCAUAAGGGCGGCGGCACUACCACGUCCGACCCGGACGCCCUGUCGUCGGUGACGACCGCUGGUAACAAGUUUAGUCACCGUCCGAUGGGCGUUUGGACCGAAUCGCCGGCUCCAGUUCUGCAACAAACCGCAACGUCGGCGCCCAGUCCUCCACCGCCGUCCGCGUUGCAACCUCAAUUCGUGCCUCCGUUGCCGCCUCAGAAUAUCGCCCCCUAUCCGAUCGGUCCCUGUAUCACAACCGCCGCCGCCGCCACUACUACUGUCCGGCAACCGUCGUCAGUCGCGCCCGCUGUGGCCGUGCGGCACCAGCCCGCGGCUAUAAUGCCCGCUUGCGACGUUGCCGUCGACGCUUGUGGUGGUAGGUGUCCGAGGUUCGAGAACUUUUGUCAUUUUUGUUUGCUGAUAUUUUACUUUUCCGGAAUCACCGUCGGUUUCAUGCUGAUCAUGUCAGCCAUAGUAUCGACUCGAGAUCCCAGGUUCUUAUACAUAGGCUGCCUUAUGCUACCGGUUAGUGCUUUCCUGUUGGCAGUCCAGUGCAGGGUACGUCAAGACGCCGACCGCCGAAAAAGACACCGGCAGCUCAACGGUCGUCAUAGAACAAUAGGUGCCAGCGCUACCGUAGUCAACACACACCCUCCUCCCGCCAUACCAGAUGCAAUACCUUUGCAAAAUAUGAUAAUGGUGGGAAACGAUACCUUGCGCAGACAAUACCAGGGCCACGUGUACCAAUACGUCGGCCAGAAGGACAACGAGUCUACUUACACAAACCAGUACGAUUCGGCUAACGUACAACAAAUCGAUGGGGUUCCUUGGUGGAGGCGAGAUGAUAAUCGUGUGUACCACAACAACCACGCCGCUCCUCAUUCUUAAAGACUAAGAGUCACUUGUUACGAUUCCAAUUGAAUUAGACUAUUGUAAAAGAAAUAAUUUUAUACUUUAGCACGUGUAUAUAAAUGUUAAUAUAUUUGUUUUUGUAAUUUAUUUGUUCAAUAUAAAUUAACAUAUUUUAUUUA
Molecule: messenger RNA, 1858 nt
Organism: Daktulosphaira vitifoliae (grape phylloxera)
Lineage: Eukaryota; Metazoa; Arthropoda; Insecta; Hemiptera; Phylloxeridae
Exons: 5
Coding region: 444-1715 (423 amino acids)
Source: RefSeq, a predicted model, not a curated record